Molecule: messenger RNA, 469 nt
Organism: Galendromus occidentalis (western predatory mite)
Lineage: Eukaryota; Metazoa; Arthropoda; Arachnida; Mesostigmata; Phytoseiidae
Exons: 2
Coding region: 65-391 (108 amino acids)
Source: RefSeq, a predicted model, not a curated record
AACUGUGUGAAAUCUGUUCGAAUCUUUGAAGGGCAGAGUUGCCGCAGCGAUUCGCGCGAACAGAAUGUCUCCCAGAUAUUCAGCUCUCGUCAUGUUUCGACGGUUUUUCUGCGAUAAAGGUCCUCGUAAAUUCAAGAACUUCUCUGAACUGAAUCAGGGCACGAGCGAGAGAGCAGCCGUUCCAAAAGUGGCGAAGGUUCAAUCAGUGCAGACACCUCCAGAAAGAGCAGCCUCCCCAGCUUCAGCGACACCAUCGACCAAUUCGAACCGUGCUGCUGGGGACGCUUACCUCGUGCCGGAAUUUUCCCAGCACAAUGAAUAUUCUUUCUACGACCUCAACACAGAUAUGUCGGCCUCCAGAAUAGGUCAGCCGAGAGCUGAUAGAAAGUGAUAGUCAUAAAAAACUUGCCCUGCACACGUAUCGAAUGGAUACGUAGGUCCCGCUGAAUAAAUUCGAAGUUUUCAAAGA